AUGAGUGGGAGUUACUCAUUGCCAUACUCGAAUCACGCUGAUGAGUCGCAUCAGUAUUCGAAAACAUUCAAACCAAAUCAGAAAACUUCAUUACAAGAGUCAAUACUCCAGCAAAUUACAAAACAUAAACGCAUUGUUCUUUUAGUUAUUACAUUCAUAUGUCUAUCCUUGUUUACAAAUGUCCCAUAUUUACCCCACUUGAAACCUUCAUCGCCAAAGGUUGUGAUCAUAUUGGCAGCCAAUGAAGGUGGCGGUGUGCUCAAAUGGAAGUCACCACAAGAAUGGUCUAUUGAGAGAUCAUCAAUAGCGAAUAAAAAGUAUUAUGCCAAAAAACACGGAUAUGGGUUAACAAUAAAAGACAUGACUAUAAAGAAGAGAUAUUCACAUGAGUGGAGAGAAAGUUGGGAGAAAGUGGAUCUUUUAAAACAAACAAUGAGACAAUUUCCUCAAACAGAAUGGUUUUGGUGGUUGGAUCUACAUACCUAUAUCAUGGAACCACAAAUUUCAUUAGAGCAACAUUUUUUGAACAACUUGGAAAAUGCCACUUAUAGAUCAUUACAAACAUUUAAUCCAUUGGGAUUACCUACGGACAUUCCUUACGUUGAUUACUCACAACCAAUAGAUAUGAUUGUGACUCAAGAUUGUGGUGGAUUCAACUUGGGUUCAUUUUUGCUUCGUCGUUCACAAUGGUCAGAGAUGUUGUUAGACAUUUGGUGGGAUCCAGCAAUGUAUGAGCAAAUGCAUAUGCAAUGGGAACAUAAAGAACAAGAUGCUCUAGAGACAUUGUAUUCAACUCAACCGUGGAUAAGAGAAAGAACCGCGUUUUUACCCUUAAGAAAAAUUAAUGCAUUUCCUCCGGGUGCUUGUGCCGAUAAGGCGGACGACCCACAAUAUUUCUUUAAGGAGCAUGAUUUUGUUGUUAACAUGGCUGGUUGUGAAUGGGGACGUGAUUGCUGGGGAGAAAUGGAACAUUAUAAGGCAUUAUCGAAGAAGCUACAUAAGAAAUGGUGGAAAUUCUGGUAG
Molecule: messenger RNA, 1023 nt
Organism: Lodderomyces parapsilosis
Lineage: Eukaryota; Fungi; Ascomycota; Pichiomycetes; Serinales; Debaryomycetaceae
Gene: MNN10
Product: alpha-1,6-mannosyltransferase
Exons: 1
Coding region: 1-1023 (340 amino acids)
Biological process (GO): protein N-linked glycosylation
Cellular component (GO): Golgi membrane
Molecular function (GO): glycosyltransferase activity
Source: RefSeq, a predicted model, not a curated record